Molecule: messenger RNA, 579 nt
Organism: Protomyces lactucae-debilis
Lineage: Eukaryota; Fungi; Ascomycota; Taphrinomycetes; Taphrinales; Protomycetaceae
Product: transcription elongation factor-like protein SPT4
Exons: 1
Coding region: 161-520 (119 amino acids)
Biological process (GO): positive regulation of DNA-templated transcription, elongation; regulation of transcription elongation by RNA polymerase II; chromatin organization
Cellular component (GO): DSIF complex; nucleus
Molecular function (GO): RNA polymerase II complex binding; zinc ion binding
Source: RefSeq, a predicted model, not a curated record
AGCAUCAGCAAUGCUCACGAUCGACGAUACAUACCUUAUCCUUCAUACUACUUCGUUUGCCUACCUCUAGCACGUGUUCGGUUGUUCAUCUGAAUGCUGCACAGCGCGACCAGCUGCAGAACAGGCUUGCAACUUGCAAGUCCUCUACACACCCACAGACAUGAGUCGGCCGGCGCAUCAAGACCGUGCCCUGCCCACAAGCUCACGCAACCUUCGUGCCUGCCUUCUCUGUGCCAUUCUCCUCACAGACCGGCAGUUCUCAGACGAAGGCUGUCCGAAUUGUGAAUCCAUCUUGCGCACAACAGAACGACCCGAACAAACAACAAGUGCGCAUCAUGAAGGGCGGAUAGCCAUGAUGCAACCUACGGCGAGUUGGGUGGCGAGGUGGACACGGGUGGAUAAAUUCGUGGCAGGACUCUAUGCAGCGAAAGUACAAGGCGUGUUGGAUGAUGAGGUGGUGGAAGAGCUUGAAUCGAUGGGUAUCAAGUAUCGCCCUCGAGACGGCAGUCAAGUGGAUUAGAGGGUUCUCAAACAAUGGCAUUGUAAAUUGAAGGAAAACUAAAACUUGCGCCAAGUACA